Molecule: messenger RNA, 1671 nt
Organism: Fusarium subglutinans
Lineage: Eukaryota; Fungi; Ascomycota; Sordariomycetes; Hypocreales; Nectriaceae
Product: transcriptional activator of proteases prtT
Exons: 5
Coding region: 1-1671 (556 amino acids)
Source: RefSeq, a predicted model, not a curated record
AUGUCAUUACAGGGAAUUCUCAUUGAUUUGAAGUGCAGAUUGCCUUGCGAGCUCCCCCACGAUGCGCAUCGCGUCACUCAGACAUCUAUAGAGCCUGAGGGUACCGAUUCUAGAAGCCCAUCUAAGCUUGUUCAGACAUGCAAUUGUGAAGAAAGGCUUAAUGCCCUCGAAGCUGAACUGGCAGAGUUGCGCUGCGCAGUGCGUGAGCUGAGCCAAAACUCGGUCUCUCAGUCACCAGUACCACAAACUGCGCCAAGUAAUCAGAAUACCACAGCCUCGGUCCCAGAGAUAGAUGCUAUAUCACGUGCAAGAACCGAAGCUCAGAUAUCUACAGCUCAUCUAGAGCCACCAGUCGCCCCAGUUCGUGUUAUUCGAAAGAUGUAUACCUGGAUUAAUGGCAAUCCUGAAACUCCAAAGGACAUGGUCGAGUUACCUGAGUCAAUCAGGGCUCAAUUGGCCUCCGAUGGACUCGGCUUGCGUCUGAUUGAGACAUCCAGAAAAAACAUCCCUCGGCUACACUUCGUACAAGAAACCAUCGACAAAGCCUUGAAUGGAGGGUAUAAUCUGCUCUCUAUCACCUGCUUGCUCGCAGGCAUGCAAACUAAUUUUUCCACCAUCAGCCAAGACCUUCACACUUCACUUUACGGCGUCCUGAAGUCUGAGCUCGCCAAGCUUUCGCUCGAGUCUCCUCUAAGCCCGCCUUCCCUCUACGCGAUGCUUCUUACCUGUAUCCUGAACUUAAGUCUCGGCUUCUCAGACAGUUUUAUCGAUGCGUGGCUCUUGAGUGGCUCGCUCAUCCUCCACCUUAUGCUGUCGUUGGACUUUCCUGCACUGCAGCAAGCGACUUCAUACUUACGAUAUACAGAGGAUGACAAAAACCGGGUACUGACGUGGAAUGCUGCAUGUCUUCAACACCUCAAAUUUACUAUCGGUGUAGGGAAGCUGUCCGCUGUGCGACUGGACCUGGCGGCACAUUACAUCGACAUAGUUAAGAAUGCAGAAGGUUUCAACAAACUGGACAAGGAAGUUGUUGCCGAACUUGAACUUUUUAUAUUACUAUACCGAGGCAUUGUCGAGGAGCAUAUCCCAGCAAAUGAACUUCAAAGCAAUCUCACACAGUGGUAUACUGCUAAUGCAAAUCUGCUUAACCUUGACGAUAGUCUAAAGCUAAAGUUUGCUCUCUCAACAUUCGGCUUACUAGCCAAUAGAUGGGAACUGUCGCAACGACACAAGGAAGACAUCAACAACGCCGGCGAGAAUGCUGUAUAUGAACAGCAGAUCGAGAGCAUACUAGAACACAGCCACCGAAUCAUACGCUUCUGCAGGGAAAUGACAAGGCAGAAAAGGAUCAUCCACACUUUCGACUUCCUUAUGGGCGCUUAUGCACACGUUACGCUGGUCGAGUUCUCAGAUCAUCUUGAGGACAUUGAUAAGACCUUUCGUCUUAUGGAGGAAGUGCAGAAUCUUCGAAAGGGUACUUAUGUUGUUGAACCAGUCUCUAUCUGGGCCAUGAACAUGAUGAGAAAACGGGUUUACGAUGCGGCACGACCAGAGAAGGACACACAAGCUGAUACGUUGCCUGGACUUGAUGUUUGGUGGCCACCUUUUGAAGCUUUGAGCAGCAGGAUGGAGUAUACCUCAGCAGAAGUAAGCGAGCGAGAUCAACAGUAG